Molecule: messenger RNA, 3602 nt
Organism: Brachypodium distachyon (stiff brome)
Lineage: Eukaryota; Viridiplantae; Streptophyta; Magnoliopsida; Poales; Poaceae
Product: tyrosine-sulfated glycopeptide receptor 1
Exons: 1
Coding region: 165-3353 (1062 amino acids)
Biological process (GO): protein phosphorylation
Molecular function (GO): ATP binding; protein kinase activity; protein binding
Source: RefSeq, a predicted model, not a curated record
CUUUGCCAUUUUCUUCGAGGGAGCUCGAUGAAGAAAGAACAACAAAAGAGAAACAGCAAGCAGCUUCUUCCCCCCAUGCUGUUUUGCAGAACGAACAAAUGGUUCUUUAGGCAAUCAGAAUCCAAAUAAAGCAUCCCUGCAGCAGGCAAUUUCAUGAGAGGACCAUGCAGCCGCUCAAUUUGUCAAGCAGUAGUAGCAGCAGAUCCACCAAAUCAUCCGUGCCUUUCUUUGGACUUGUUGUAGCUGUUCUGCUCUAUUUUGCAUCUCCAACAAGGUCCUGCACGGAGCAGGACAGGAGCUCCCUCAUCGAGUUCCUAGGUGGGCUCGUGCCAGGCCGCAACGGCAGUCUCAACGUGUCGUGGGUGAAUGGCACAGACUGCUGCAAAUGGGAAGGAAUCCUCUGCAGCAGUGAUGGUACAGUCACAGAUGUCUUGCUGGCUUCCAAAGGUCUCAAAGGGGGCAUCUCGCCAUCCCUCGGAAAUCUUACUGGCCUGCUGCACCUCAACCUGUCCCAUAAUUCGCUCGACGGCAGUCUACCGAUGGAGUUGGUGUUCUCCAGAAGCAUUCUCGUCCUCGAUGUCAGCUUCAACCGCCUUGAUGGUCAUCUGCAAGAGAUGCAAUCCUCAAAUCCUGCCCUUCCUCUCCAGGUGCUGAAUAUCUCAAGCAACUUGUUUACAGGGCAGUUUCCAUCUGGAACAUGGGAAGCGAUGAAGAAUCUGGUUGCUUUUAAUGCAAGCAACAACAGCUUUACAGGGCAAAUACCAUCUGCUAUCUGCAUGUACGCCCCAUCAUUAACCAUGCUUGACCUUUGUUACAACAAAUUCAGUGGCAACAUCUCCCAAGGGCUUGGAAGUUGCUCCAUGCUGAGAGUGCUAAAGGCUGGCCACAACAACCUUAGCGGAGUUCUCCCUGACGAACUCUUCAAUGCUACCUCAUUGGAGCAGCUCUCUUUACCCAACAAUGUCUUGCAAGGAGUUCUUGAUGGUUCCAACAUAGUCAAAUUAAGCAGUCUGACUGUCCUUAAUCUUGGAUCGACUGGUCUCAGUGGCACGAUUCCAGAUUCUAUCGGCCAGCUAAGAAGAUUGGAGGAGCUCUACUUGGACAAUAACCAUAUGUCUGGUGAGCUGCCAGCAGCCCUAGGUAACUGUGCAAAUCUCAGAUACAUUACCCUUAGAAACAACAGCUUUACCGGGGAACUCAGCAAAGUAAACUUCACCAUGUUGGACCUGAGAAUCGCUGAUUUUUCAAUAAACAAGUUCACUGGUACAAUUCCUGAAAGUAUCUACUCAUGCAGCAAUCUAAUUGCUUUACGUCUGGCUUACAACAGCUUUCAUGGUCAGUUCUCACCAAGAAUGGGCAAUCUGAAGUCCCUCUCCUUCCUUUCAAUUACAGACAACUCUUUUACGAAUAUCACAAAUGCACUUCAGAUGCUCAAGAGCUGCAAGAACCUCACCUCCCUGCUUAUUGGAACCAACUUCAAGGGUGAAACCAUACCGCAGGAUGAAACAAUUGAUGGUUUUGAGAAUCUUGAGGUACUGUCAAUAGAUGCUUGCCCAUUGGUUGGGACAAUCCCUCUUUGGCUAUCAAAGCUCAAAAGAGUGGAGAUGCUAGAUUUAUCACUUAAUCAACUGACCGGACCAAUACCAUCCUGGAUUAAUGUACUGGAUUUCCUAUUCUUUCUGGACUUAUCAAGCAACAGACUUACAGGGAAUAUCCCAACUGAACUGACGAAGAUGCCAAUGCUACUAUCAGAGAAGAAUGCUGCCAAGCUGGACACAAAGUUCCUUGAGUUGCCUGUAUUUUGGACACCAUCACGUCAAUACCGCAUGGUCAGUGCUUUUCCCAUCAGAUUGAGUCUUGGAGACAAUAACUUCACCGGUGUAAUCCCCCCUGCAAUUGGCCAGUUAAAAAUGCUUGAUGUCCUCAAUUUAAGCUCCAAUAGCUUAACUGGUGAAAUACCGCAAGAAAUCUGCAACCUCACAAACCUGCAAAUACUUGACUUGUCAAACAACCAGCUCACAGGUGUAAUACCGUCUGCAUUGAGUGAUCUGCACUUCCUUUCUUGGUUUAAUGUCUCUGACAACAGACUAGAAGGGCCAGUUCCAGGUGGAGGACAGUUUGAUAGUUUUUCAAAUUCUAGCUACAGUGGGAAUCCAAAUCUAUGCGGGCUUAUGCUCAGCAACCGCUGCAAAUCAAGAGAAGCAUCUUCAGCCUCCACAAAUCGGUGGAAUAAGAACAAGGCCAUUAUUGCACUUGCAUUAGGUGUAUUUUUUGGAGGGCUUUGCAUCCUGUUGCUGUUUGGACGACUUCUUAUGUCCCUCAGAAGAACAAACUCUGUCCACCAAAACAAGAGCAGCAACGAUGGCGACAUAGAAACAACAUCAUUCAGCUCUACCUCAGACAGGUUGUGCAAUGUGAUCAAAGGAAGUAUUCUGAUGAUGGUACCGCGUGGCAAGGGAGAAUCGGACAAAAUCACCUUCAGUGAUAUCGUAAAGGCCACAAACAACUUUGACCAGCAGAACAUUAUCGGAUGUGGAGGUAACGGUCUAGUUUACAAGGCUGAGCUAACCAAUGGACCCAAGCUUGCCAUCAAGAAGCUCAAUGGUGAAAUGUGUCUAAUGGAAAGAGAAUUCACUGCAGAGGUUGAAGCACUCACUGUGGCACAACAUGACAACCUCGUGCCUCUAUGGGGUUACUGCAUCCAGGGAAACUCAAGGCUCCUCAUAUACUCUUACAUGGAAAAUGGGAGCUUGGAUGAUUGGCUUCACAACAAGGACAACGCCAACUCAUUGCUUGACUGGCCAACAAGGCUCAGGAUUGCACAAGGAGCAAGCCGGGGCCUUUCUUACAUCCACAAUAUUUGCAAGCCUCACAUUGUGCAUCGUGAUAUCAAGUCCAGCAAUAUUCUUCUGGACAGAGAAUUCAAAGCAUAUGUUGCAGACUUUGGCCUUGCCAGAUUGAUCCUUCCCUAUAACACACAUGUCACAACUGAGCUAGUUGGCACUCUGGGUUACAUUCCUCCGGAGUAUGGACAGGCAUGGGUGGCUACACUGAGGGGAGAUAUAUACAGUUUUGGAGUGGUGUUGCUUGAACUGCUCACUGGGAAGAGGCCUGUUCAGGUCUUGUCCAAAUCAAAGGAACUUGUCCAAUGGGUACGUGAGAUGAGGUCUCAGGGAAAACAGAUCGAGGUACUAGAUCCAGCACUGAGAGAAAGAGGGCAUGAAGAACAAAUGCUGAAGGUGCUUGAAGUUGCUUGCAAGUGUAUCAACCAUAAUCCUUGCAUGAGGCCAAAUAUUCAAGAUGUGGUCACCUGCCUGGACAAUGCAGAUGUGAACCUGCAGGUGGAGAUGUAGUCAAAGGAGAACAGACCACUAGGAAGUAAUCCUGUAUUUCACCAGACUAGAUGUAACUUCAUUAGAAGGUUUUCUAACAAAUUGUACAGUCUUGUGUGUAGUGUACAUCCCUGUAAAGGAAAGGCCCGUAGUCAUGAGCCUCUGUAUUCAGUAUUGCAUGUUUUGUGUGUGGAAGCAUUUCAGCUCCAGACUCAAUUCCAUGAUUGCAGAAAGUGGGUAGAAAGCUGUUAUUAAAUUCAUAUUCAUUAA